AUGGCGGGCAACAACGAGACCAAAGACAAAUCGGGGAAGAAUGCCAGUGGCCACUCUACCUUGCGGGCAGCAAAUGCCCAGGAAACGUGCUGGCUCUUCCAACUGCCGUCGGAGAUGCGACUCUCGAUAUACGAUUGUCAUUUCCGUAACACCAGAAUCACGCACGGCGUAUCAUACCGGACCACAAUCAUUCCUGCCCCUCAUUCUCUCGCGUUGUUGAAAACUUGCCGCCGGGUGAGAGAUGAGAUUGGCGGCAGCUGGCUUGGCCAGGUCCUGUUCAACUUUGAAACGUGCGAAGAGAUGAUGGUGAAGUUCAUGGCGCUUCCUGCGGCAACUCUAUCCAAGAUCCGUCACCUGCGGGCGCGAAUAGCGUCCUUUGACGUGGAUCCCAUCUGCACGAAUCCUUACUACCUGCCCGACCUUCUGAAGCGCCUGCCUGGCUUGCAGCUCGAUACCUUGACGGUCCUCAACCGGCACGGCAUUGACGUGCCAGCGGGCUGCGGGCGCCUUCGCAACAUCGUUGCGCUGCACGGCUUCAUAGGAUGCGGCCAGGGGUGGAAGGAGCUGCGGUUCAUCUCCCACCAUUCAUCACUGCGCGACCUUGUCGACGAGGUCAGCAAGGAUCAGUACCAGCGCGACCCGCAGCCAGCCGGCUGGAUCGACGAAAUGAACAGCCGAGACGGCGUCGAAAGCCAGCCGUCGGUCACUGUUUAUCAGUAUGCGCGAGCUGGCGUGACCUGCCCUGUGAUUAGCGAAGCGACGCGUGUGCCUCCGACGCAGACGCCGCCAGAGGCGGGUGAAGCAGCAGCAGCAGCAGCCGCCUCGGCAGCGCAGGAAAACGCCCCAAUCACGCCCCGCAAGGAGGAGCCGAAGGUUGCGAAGGAUCUCGCGGUCGUUGUGAAGCGCGGGAAAGGUGUCGACCAUCGGCAACGGAAGCAGCCGCCGGUUCCGCCUCCACCCGAAGCUGGCGACGUCGGCAUGGAGCAGUCUCCUCCCAGGAGGUGGGCGCAAAUCAGGCUCGAUUUUUUUGAAUGCAGGAUUUGCGCCGAGGAACUUUACAGCGGCGACGAAGAUGACCGUUUCCUCCUCGCAAACCGGCUCCCGAGACGUGUGGAUGUGUACAAACAUGUUGACGAGUACGAGUGGGUGCCCAAGGGUCGGGAGGAUUCUGGUUCUGAAGCAUAA
Messenger RNA from Ustilaginoidea virens, 1185 nucleotides. RefSeq lists its product as uncharacterized. NCBI's taxonomy places the organism in Eukaryota, Fungi, Ascomycota, Sordariomycetes, Hypocreales, Clavicipitaceae. The record is from RefSeq and is a predicted model, not a curated record. The coding region runs from base 1 to 1185 and encodes 394 amino acids. The transcript has a single exon.